AUGGUUUACAUUCCUUCUCUUUCUUCUUCCCUUGCUCUCAUUACUGUCCUUGCUUCUGCUGCUCAAGCUGCUACUUGUACUGUCGCUACUGGUGGUGAUGCCGCCAAGAGCAUUGUUAGUGCUUUCAAGAACUGUAAGAACGGUGGUACUGUCGUCUUCUCUAAAGGCGCUACCUACAACCUCAAGUCUCUAGUCGAAGUCGAAAACCUCAAAAACGUCAAAGUUCAAUUCUAUGGUACCAUCAACUUACCUGGUUUUAACAAAAGCCAUGCUGGCAAGAACAGCUACUUCCGUAUCAAGGGUGACAACAUCCAUUGGGAUGGUGGUAACGUUGGUACCUUCAAUGGUAACGGCCAAAAAUGGUGGGAUGCUGAAAACAGAAAGGCCCCUACUGUCUUCAGAAUUCAAGCUACCAACUCUUACUUUGGAAAUUUCAAGAUCAUCCAAUCUCCUCGUGCCCAUGUUGGUAUCACUAGCUCCAGCAAGGUUAUUCUCGACAAGGUCACUUUGAAGACUGUCUCCAAGAGCUCCAAGCCUGCCAAGAACACUGACGCUGUUGAUAUCUCCAACUCUGACAACAUUACCUUCACUAACUCUGAUCUUACUGUCGGUGAUGAUUGUACAGCCAUGAACAACGAUGUCUCUAGCAUCAUCAUCAAGAACGUCAAGUGUAACGGUGGCCACGGUUUCAGCAUUGGUUCCCUUGGCAAGGGUGGAUCCAGUGCUACAGUCAAUGACAUUACUAUCCAAAAUAGCAGCUGUACCAACUGUCAAAACGGUAUUCGUAUCAAGACCUGGCCUGGUGGAAAAGGCUCUGUUAGCGGCGUCAAGUUUGAAAGCGUCCAGCUCGAUAAUGUUGAGAACCCUGUUCUCAUCACCACUCACUACUGUGACAAGAACCAAAAGUCAUACUGUAAUGGUAACGACAGCCACUCCUUGACCAUCAAGGAUAUCACUAUCAAGGACAUCAGCGGCUCCACCAGCAGCAAGAAAAGCAACCCUGCCAUCAGCAUCAACUGUUCCAAGAACACACCCUGUUCUAACUUCAAGAUGUCUAACGUCAACAUUUCUAAGCACUCCAAGACCAAGAAGAAUGAAUGCAUCAACCUCUCUGGCUCUAGCAGCAUCUCUUACUGUAAUCAAUAA
Messenger RNA from Gilbertella persicaria, 1146 nucleotides. Its product is annotated as pectin lyase fold/virulence factor. Gene Ontology annotation, biological process: carbohydrate metabolic process. Gene Ontology annotation, molecular function: polygalacturonase activity. The transcript has 2 exons. NCBI's taxonomy places the organism in Eukaryota, Fungi, Mucoromycota, Mucoromycetes, Mucorales, Choanephoraceae. The coding region runs from base 1 to 1146 and encodes 381 amino acids. The record is from RefSeq and is a predicted model, not a curated record.